CCCCGCCUUAAUGUAUUCUUCUAGCUCAUUAAGUCAAGAAUGUAGACAGUUUUUAAAAAUAUCAUAGAAUUAAUACAGGAAUUCAAUUUCCAGGAGUUUUAGCUUUCUAUGAUGAAAAAAAAUCUUAGCUAACAAAUUCAAAAUGAUAAAAUCCUUCACUAAAUUUAUACAGAUCUCUUCUCUGAAGUGCUUGCUGGUUGGCCUUCUUGGGGUUGUCUCCAGAAACUGAAGAAAACACUAACCAGCAUCUCAUUGACAGAGAAAAUAGAUUUUGAGGGGAGGACAAAGUGGAAUCAAUGGUUUAUUAAGCAAAACAGAUGUCAGCAGAAGAUCAGAUUUGUGUGUGCGUGUUUGCUUUAUCCUCUUGAUCAAAGGAGAAUACCAUCUGCCAUACACCCUUUCACCUCAGAAAACAUCCACCUCCAGAAUGAUUUACUUAAUCAUCUUGGAACAAACAAGUAUUAUGAACUGACUCCAGAAAAGGCACAGAAGGGGGAAGUGUAUUGUCUGAUUACUAGAUUCCAAACAGAAUCGUUUCUUCCAUGAACUUCCAUCAUUUUCUGAGGUUAAAUCCAUAAAGAUUCUCAUAGACUAUUUCAAGUACCAGUGUUUAUUCCAGGAAUUUCAAGAAUCAUCAUCUAUGGGAGCAAGAGACACACUGAUGCAGCACAGAAAUAAACAGGGCUUUAACAUACCUAUUCCACUAGUAGUUGGUGUCCUAAUAGUGAAAACAAGCUCCAAUAGUGAGAACAGAAGUCUACAUCUUCUCCAUGUAUAACAUGGUUUUCAGAAUGCAGACACUCAGAACUUGGCAUCACAGCUAGAUACCAGUGAACUACACAUCACUGAAUACUAGUGGAACUUAUUCAUGUAAUUAUCACAUGAUGAAUACUGAUUUUUUUUGUACACUAACCUGCAUGCAGCCUCUGUUCCCUCCCCCAUCUCUGCCUUUGGCUCAGAAUAUGGCCUCUUUACUGUAUAGUGCUAGCAGCUGACACAGGGAUGCAUGACUGUUUGGCAGGCAGCUGACAGCAGUCAUAAUGGCAAGGUAUAGAAAACCAGCUUCUUGCAGCCCAGAGACCCACAGAGAAAUCUUUAUUCAUUUUUUUUGCAGCAUGUAAUUGAUUUGUGGAUGAAUGAAAACUCCAGGCUGUGAAUCUUGUGUGCAUUGAUCGUGAUUUAAGUUGCUAGAGAACACAUAGUAAGGGGUUCAUUCUCUCCUCAAUGUGCUGUACACAUGCUGGCUUUAUUUUGAGCACCUGCUAGCUUCUCUCUUUCUUUCCAGGAGGGCCAGCCUAUUUACAUGGCCGUGAAGGGAGUAGUAUUUGAUGUCACUUCUGGAAAAGAAUUUUAUGGGAAAGGUGCCCCAUACAACGCCCUCGUUGGGAAGGACUCAACACGAGGCGUUGCAAAGAUGUCACUUGACCCAGAAGACCUCACUCAUGACACAACAGGACUCACGGAAGAAGAGCUAAAAUCCCUGGAUGAUAUCUUCAAUGAUGUGUACAAAGCCAAAUAUCCUAUUGUUGGCUACACUUCUCAAAGAAUUCUGAAUGAGGAUGGCAGCCCCAAUCAGAACUUUAAACCUGAGGAUCAGCCACAUUUCAGCAUUAGAGAUGAAUUUUGAUGAAGGAUUUAGCAUCCUGAAAAUCCUCAGAUGGACAUUGUAGAACACGGUAUGACUGGGAAACAUUGACUGUUUCUAAGGCAGAAGAACAUUUUCUAUGAAUUAUGUAUCUUUUGUAUUUUUGUUAUCCGUCCCCCCGCCCAAAGAGAAUAAUAGCUGAUUACUAGUGUAGUGAAUUCCUUCAAGUAGUGAACCAAAUAAAAUUUAAUCAGUGGCACAUAUUUGUGGAUUGGAGGGAAUUAUUUCAAUAAAAUUCUCACUGCCAAUAUCUUGAUUUCUCUUUUUUAAUAUAAAAAGAAAAAUUGGAUAACUAAAGACUCAUUCCCUAAAGGGGAGAAAGUGUCCUUUAAUAGCUGAAUCAUGAGAUUAGGGGUUUUGCCAUUUCUGGGUUCUGUUCCCUGUUCUGCUGCAAACUUGCUGUAUUACGUGAGUCACCUUACUUCACUUCUCCAUGCCUCAGUUUCUCCAUCAGUAAAAUAGGUGUAAUAAGGCUUCUUAUCUCAGAGGAGUGGUGUGGGGCUUAAUAUUCAUCCUCUUUGAUUACAGUGGAUAUAUAAAUGCUGACUUCCUGAAAUGUACUUAAAUGCUGUAUAUUUAUGCAAAGCCCAGUGUUAUAAAACAAAGAUUUUUCUUCUGGGAAAUGUAAUAUUUAAUUACCUUUUGAUUCGAUAUAGGCUAUGGCUACAAUCAAUAGCUCACAGCAGCGCCGCUGCAAGAUCUCUAGUGGAGCUGCUCUACACUGACAGGAAAGAGGUCUCCCAUCGCCUUAAAUAAUCCACCCCCAACAAGCGGCGGCAGCUAUGUUGGCAGGAGAAGUUCUCCUGCCAACAUAGCGCUGUCCACAUCGGCACAUAGGUGGGUGUAACUUAUUUCGCUCAGUGCGGUGGCUUAUUCACACUCCUGAGUGGCAUAAGUUAUACUGACAUAAGUGGUAGUGUAGACAUGGCCUAAAUCACUCUUAUUGCAGUAGUUUUGUCAAAAUAGCACUUUUUUGUAAUACAUUUACAUGGGUUUGUCAUUUAAAAUUUAGGUCAUGAUGGUUCCUUAGUAUCCUCAACUCCUAAUUCCCACAAACCAAGAGAAAUUAUAACCUAGGAUCUAUGGUUAUCAUAAAGUCUUUGUUCACAUAUUGUAAAAUAUAAGUUUACUGUGAUUAUUUCAGUCUGACCCGAAUAUUCCCAGCUUCUUUAUGUUGUCAAUUAAACUCUGGUUGACUCUACACAUAGGCGCGGGAACUAAGGGUGCUGCCACAGCCCCUGGUUUGAAGUAGUUAUCAUAUGCAGGCUUUACAGUUUGGUUCAAGGGCUCUCAGCACCCCCGUACACAAAUUGUUCUAGCACCCUUGUCUACCGGUGCUUUUUCCAUUUUUAAUCUGUAUCAGGUUCUCUGCACUAUUACUUUUUCUAGCUUGAUCAUUGCCACUCCAGUUCCCUUGAAAGAUGUGUGUGUGUUCUUUUUCUGUUUAACCUAAUUUACAGCUCCAGGUCCUGCUGGGGGGAAAACAAGUCGUCUCCUCUGUCAGAUUUCUCUUGGCAGUCUUUCAGGCUGCUUUUAAUUUACAUAGCAACCGGAGAACAUUAAAUGCUUGGGCUAUACCAAGUGCUGCUAACUACUGGCUUCCACUAACUGAAGUCAAAUGCUAACUGUCAUGUAUGCAGAUUUACCUGCCACCAUGACAGUUUGAAUUAGCAUUGAGAAACUGAGCAGCUGCUUCCAAUUUCUUAAAGAUAAUUUGCUUCAUUAUGUUAACCUCCUGGCUGCUUUCUUUCAAAGAGUAAAUGAUUAAAUCAUUUAUUCUCCCUCUCCUGGGAUCUGUAUGCUGUAUAGCAUAUUGUGGGAGAAGGACAAUUUGUCUGAUAAAAGAAAAAACUUUUUUUUUAAUGAUCCCUUUCAUAACGUCACUGAUAUUUACUCUAAAUGUGCUUUGUGCCUUAAGCCCCUUUUUUCCCUUAUAGGCAUUCAGCAGUAUAGUGUAAGAGGUUAAAGCAAGGGACACCUGCUGUUUACACUCCGCCACCAAGUUUCUGUGUACCUGAGGUUACCUGUGCCACUUAACUGCAUCACAAAAGUUCUAAUUAAUAAAUGUUUGUAUUUAAAGCUACAGUUGGUUGUUAAUAAAGUUUUUGCAGGAAAGUAAACCAUUUUUUAGAUCCAUUAUUCCACAAACAUUUUUCAGUGAAAAAAAUGAAACCUGAAAAUUUUUGGUUUGUGAACAGUAUGGAAACUAAUUUAAUAAAAAACUCGAGGUUUUGAAAACAGAAAACUUUUGCUGAAAAUAGAAUAUUCUGGGUUUUGGUU
Messenger RNA from Terrapene triunguis (Three-toed box turtle), 3925 nucleotides. It is a transcript of the gene NENF, whose product is annotated as neudesin neurotrophic factor. Bases 1304 to 1627 code for a protein of 107 amino acids. Gene Ontology annotation, cellular component: membrane; endomembrane system. The transcript has 3 exons. NCBI's taxonomy places the organism in Eukaryota, Metazoa, Chordata, Testudines, Emydidae. The record is from RefSeq and is a predicted model, not a curated record.